Molecule: messenger RNA, 4061 nt
Organism: Triticum aestivum (bread wheat)
Lineage: Eukaryota; Viridiplantae; Streptophyta; Magnoliopsida; Poales; Poaceae
Product: pentatricopeptide repeat-containing protein At3g22470, mitochondrial
Exons: 6
Coding region: 68-2605 (845 amino acids)
Molecular function (GO): protein binding
Source: RefSeq, a predicted model, not a curated record
UGCGCGGAAGCCAUUGCCGCCUGCCCUCAGUUUUCCCUCUCCCACUCUCCUCCGCCGCCGGCGCCCGAUGCGCCACCUCGUCGCGGCGGCGAAACCAUCCCGGCGGCGGCAUUUCUUCUUCUCCUUAUCCCCCUACCACCAACUCUCCACCACGACCACCAGCGGCACCAAUUCCUCCCAUCUCUGCUCCUUCUACGACCCCGCGGCGCAGUUUCUCCCCUCCGGCUCUCCCCGGCACCUCUCCCUCCCCACCUCCCUCCGCCGCGACUCUCUCCUCGACCUCGCGCGCAUCCUCAAGUCCUCCCUGCAAUGCCACCUAGCUCUCCGCACCCUCACCUCCCAGACCCCCCCGCUCCAUGCCCGCUUCGCCGCCGCCUCCCGCCUCGCCAUCUUGUCCCCGGCGCUGCGCCCCUUCGCAUCCCUCCUCCUCGCCGCCCUCCUACCGGCCGCCUCCCCGCAUCUCCUCGCCUGGUGCGCCUCCCCCGGCGGCGCCCCGUACGCGGCCCUCCGCCUCGCGCUCCACGCCUUUAUCGCCGCCGGCAUGCCGGCUGAGGCGCUCGUCGUGCUCUCACGCAUCCGCAGCGUUGGGAAAACGCCCAGCCUCUCCGCGCUCGCGACGCUGCUGCGCCUGCUGUUCCGCGAGGGCAACGUCCAGGCCGCGUGGAAGGUGUUCGUGGAAAUGACAGCGAUGGGGCCACGGCCGAGCCUCCCCAUCUUCAACGCCAUGAUCCUAGGGUUAUGCCACAUGGGGCUCAUCCCUGUAGCUGCGGGAUUGCUUGGUGUCAUGUGGAAGUUCCAUGUUACCCCUGAUGCGUGCAGCUAUAACAUCCUGAUCAAGGGACAUUGUGUGUUUGGGCAGGCAGGGGAUGCUUUUGAGCUGCUUGAAAAAAUGCACAAGUCAGGGUGCGAGCCGACUGUUGUGACGUAUAACAUUUUGGUGAAUGUACGGUGCCGUGAUGGGAAUGUGGUGGAGGCAAGGAGGCUGUUCGAUGAGAUGGUGGCGGUGGGGGUCGAAGCAAAUACAAUCACCUUCAAUGUUUUAAUCGAUGGGUAUGCAAAGACUGGGCAGAUGGAUGAGGCUGAUGCCGCCUACAGAGAGAUGAGGGAGAGGGGAUUGCUGCCAGAUUGCUACACCUUCAACAUUCUUUCUGCUGGAGCAUACAAGUUUGGAAAGACCGCGCACUUAGCACAUGAGCAGCAGGAGCUGUAUGAAAUGUUUGGUUCACAGAUAUCAGCAGACAAUGUAGAUAUGACGAUCUGUAGGCUUUGUUGGGAUGGACGAUUGGAUGAUGCCCGGCAACUUGUGUGUUGUGCAAUCGAGCAGGGUGCUCCAGUGAGUGUUGCAGGUUUUAAUGCUUUGAUUGCUGCAUAUAGCAAGGAGGGAUUUGAAGAAGCAGCUCUUGAGUUAUAUAAGCUUAUGAAAGAGAUAGGCCUUGCACCCUUAUCCUCCACUUUCAAUUACUUGAUACUGGGUCUAUGCAAUCAAGGAAGACUAGAUGAUGCACAGCUUUUGCUAGAACAUAUGAUUAGUAAGGGAUAUUCUGUUGGUACCUCAUUUACCGUUUACAUGGAUUCAUGCUUCAGGUCUGGUAAUGUAGAAGGUGCCUUGAAAUGCUGGGAUGAUAUGCUGAAAGUUGGUGGGCAGCCUGAUUUUAUCGCUUUCUCUGCAUAUAUCAGUGGCCUUUGCAGAUUAGAUCAUGUAAAUGAGGCUUAUCGGGCAUUUGUGGAGAUGACAAGAAGAGGUCUUGUUCCGAACAAUAUUACUUACAACUCUCUGAUAUCUGCGUUUGUUAGGGUUGGCCAUGUGGCCGAAGCACUGCAACUAGAGCAGAAGAUGAGGCAGAGUGGUCUUGUUCCUGAUGUUUUCACAAGCAACAUUCUGAUUGAUGGUUUUUGCAGACAAGGAAGGCUGGAUAUGGUGAAUAACCGUUUCUUGGACAUGCGCAGUAGUGGCUUAACUCCUGAUGUAGUGACAUACAAUACAAUUAUUAAUGCAUAUUGCCGGGCCCAGGAUAUGAACGGUGCCAUGAUUUUCAUGAACAAGAUGCUUGCAGAUGGCUGUGAUCCAGAUAUUUUCACAUAUAAUAUUUGGAUUCAUAGCCUCUGCAACAACCAUUCGAUGAAUCGAGCAGCGAGAGUGCUGGAUGAACUUGUUGCUGUUGGUUUCACACCUAAUUCAGUUACAUACAACACACUGAUGGAUGGCAUUUGCAAUGAUGUCCUUGAUCGAGCUAUGAUUCUCACUGGUAAACUGAUUAAGAUGGCUUUUCAACCCAACACCAUCACAGUUAAUGUUUUCUUUUCUCAUUUCUGUAAGCAAGGUCUUGGAAGGCGAGCCCUUUUGUGGGCUGAGAAGCUCAGAGAAGAUUCUGUUGCUUUUGAUGAAGCUACAAUGAAUAUACUUGACUGGGCUUCCAAGGAGAUGGAGGAUGACCUCCAGGGUAGAGUUGCUGAUAUUGACAAAUGUAUGUUUCUCGAGUUCUUAAUGCUCAUAACGUACAACACUAUGAGCAAUAGUAGAUCCCCAAAGUUUAGACAUGUGCCUGUUGAGACAGUUAUUGAUCCUGCCAACAGCAAUACAAUCAAAGUUUUAGAUACUGGGUAAUAGCCAAAUUUCAUAAUCACAUGACUACUUGAAAACAUUAGCCACACGAUCAAAGUUUUUGGUGUCGAUGAGGGACAUUGGCAUGAAGAUGACACAAUGGUCGCUAGCCUGGAGGAGGCAAGCAAGCAGAUAUCAAUUAGCCGGCCAGAGAAAAGAGAGUAGGAGGAGGAAGAAGAAGACGAGACUAAUCGGUCAGGGCGUGUGAGCGACGGGGUCCUGCGCUAACGGGCACCAUCUACUGCUGCAAGCGCUGCGACUCCAACCCUGCCUAUGCCCAGCGCAUUGUCUCCAAGAUGUUCCACUGCAAGCAUGGCAAGGCCUACCUCUUCAACAAGGUGUCAUUUCAGGUUCAUCAGGCUGCCCAUGUCCAUCUACCACCCAAGCCAUGUCGCAGAGCAGCGGAGAUACUCCACAUGAUCUGCUUCAGCUGCCUCCAGUUCAAGAAUAACCUGGAUUUUCUCAGAAAGAUGUAUUAUGAGCUGAAAUUUGAAAGUGACACUAGCUGACUAGCAUAACUUGGAUUUUCCCAGAAAGACGCAUGAUUCAUUUUGAAAAUAACAGGCCAAUGCCUAGGCUCUGCUGCUGCCUAUAGGAAUUUGGGUCGCUUUCGUCUUUCUUGGUGAGUUCAACAACAAUGAGUUUCGGUGGACUACCUCCUCAGCUACUUCAGCUUCUGCACUGCAGGGCGAUGACAGCCUCAUUACAGCGGUGGUCGCCUCUUCCUUGGUUCUGGUUGGUCAUGGCGUCACGUGCACACAGACCUGCAGCUCUCGUUUCCAUGACCUGGUGGUCGUUGUCACGGUCUCGGAUGACGGUGGUUCACCACCUUGCUUCCAGUGCCGAUGAGACAAUGGGGUUGUCACCCCGUAAUCUCGUAAUCUCAGCGUCGGCUCCCACGACUGCCUCCUCGGCUACCACUACUUAGGAUAUUUUUGGGACCAUUGAGUUUAUAUGAUCUUUUGACUGUCUGGCGCAGUGGGGAGGAUCUGCCCACUUGUGCCAAGAGGUCAUGGGUUCGACACAGUCCCUCUGCAUUGCACUGUGCAGGGGUAAGGCUUGCUUCAUAUGACUCCAUUGGCGUAGGGCGGCCGGAAUUGGGCGCGACGGCAGCUGUGGGGUGAAGUUUCACUUUGGGUGUUGGGGUUCCCGCCGCAGCCCUUUUGGUUUUCGGGCAGCUGUUAGUGGUGAUGUGUAAUUUGCAUCACCUGUAGCAAUUUUUUGGGCACGACCUAAAUUUUUUUGGGCACCAUAUAUACCUGUAGUGCUGCUGUUGGAGGCGUUUUAUUUGACCCCCACCCCAAGUGACCUAAAAAGCAUUUUUUUGGGCACAGCUGCAUUUUUAGGGCUGCUGUUGGGGAUGCUCAUGUAGUUAUCACGCAGUGUUCAGACUCUGCAUUCUAUGACGGUCACCCUGUAUUGACACCAUUUGAUUAAUCUUAUGUUACCUUGGUCUGCU